UGACUUCAGUAGUCUUGUAACAGACCCUUCUUUGCAUCCCAGAGGCUGGGUGGACUUUUAUAGGAGAGGGUUGGAUUUCACAAGGGAUGGUUCCUAAGAAGACUGGAAGAGGCUGGUAUACAGUUGCCUCAAUCCAUCAGUACAGUGGUUUAGGGAGUAAAUGUUCCUGCUUUGGUGUUUGUCUCCUCCCGGAGAUAGGACGACACAUUUGUGCUUUGUUGUGUAAACUUGUGCAUGGCUGUGUCCUUCCUGGGUUAAAUUAAGCCUCAUGAAAGUCCUGGUACGUCAGGAUUGUCUGCCUUGAUUCUACAGGAUCCACUUGCGUGCUGUUGCAGGGUAACAUCUGGACUGGGCUCCUGGACCCUUGGAUGCUUGGCUGCAAGUUCCUGGAUCGACUUGGAGAAAACAGUAUUGCUGCUGAAGGAUUCUCAGAUGCUUCAGGGAAAUCGAUUUCACAUAAACUGAGAAUUUAGACACUCUAAGUGAGAGUCCUCAAAUCUCCUGGAAAAAUGGUGGCUCUGUCCUUAAAGAUUUGUGUCCGCCACUGCAAUGUGGUCAAGACCAUGCAGUUUGAGCCAUCAACGGCUGUGUACGAUGCGUGUCGAGUCAUUCGAGAAAGGGUACCCGAGGCGCAAACUGGCCAAGCGUCUGACUAUGGGCUAUUUCUCUCGGAUGAAGACCCCAGGAAAGGAAUUUGGCUGGAAGCAGGCAGAACACUGGAUUACUACAUGUUGAGAAAUGGGGAUAUUUUGGAAUAUAAAAAGAAACAGAGACCUCAGAAAAUUCGGAUGCUUGAUGGAUCCGUGAAGACGGUGAUGGUGGACGACUCCAAGACGGUCGGGGAACUCCUGGUUACUAUCUGCAGCAGGAUAGGAAUUACAAAUUAUGAAGAAUAUUCUUUAAUCCAAGAAACAAUUGAAGAAAAGAAAGAAGAAGGGACGGGUACACUAAAAAAAGACAGGACACUGUUAAGAGAUGAGAGGAAGAUGGAGAAGCUGAAGGCCAAGCUUCACACGGAUGACGACUUAAAUUGGCUGGAUCACAGCCGAACAUUCAGAGAACAAGGAGUAGAUGAAAAUGAAACACUGCUGCUUAGACGGAAGUUCUUUUACUCUGAUCAGAAUGUGGACUCAAGAGACCCCGUGCAGCUGAACUUGCUCUAUGUUCAGGCUCGGGAUGAUAUCCUGAAUGGCUCCCACCCUGUCUCCUUCGAGAAAGCAUGUGAGUUUGGUGGAUUUCAAGCCCAGAUUCAAUUCGGACCUCAUGUGGAGCAUAAACACAAGCCUGGAUUCUUAGAUCUAAAAGAAUUCCUGCCCAAAGAAUACAUCAAGCAGAGAGGAGCUGAAAAGAGAAUAUUUCAGGAGCACAAGAACUGUGGAGAGAUGAGCGAAAUAGAAGCCAAAGUCAAGUAUGUCAAAUUGGCCCGGUCCCUUCGGACAUAUGGGGUGUCCUUCUUCCUGGUGAAGGAAAAGAUGAAAGGGAAGAACAAGCUGGUGCCUCGCCUGCUGGGGAUCACAAAGGACUCAGUGAUGCGUGUGGAUGAAAAGACCAAGGAAGUGUUGCAGGAGUGGCCACUGACCACGGUCAAGCGCUGGGCAGCCUCACCCAAGAGCUUCACACUGGAUUUUGGGGAGUAUCAGGAAAGCUACUACUCCGUACAGACCACUGAAGGAGAGCAAAUAUCCCAGCUGAUUGCAGGCUACAUUGACAUCAUCCUCAAAAAGAAACAAAGUAAAGAUAGAUUUGGACUGGAGGGCGAUGAGGAGUCAACUAUGUUAGAAGAAUCUGUCUCCCCUAAAAAGUCCACCAUCCUGCAGCAGCAGUUCAAUCGCACCGGGAAGGUGGAGCAUGGUUCGGUGGCGCUGCCAGCUGUAAUGCGCUCUGGCUCCAGCGGGCCUGAGACCUUCAAUGUUGGCAGCAUGCCCUCCCCACAGCAGCAGGUCAUGGUUGGGCAGAUGCACCGCGGCCACAUGCCCCCGCUGACCUCAGCCCAGCAGGCCCUCAUGGGGACCAUCAACACGAGCAUGCAUGCUGUCCAGCAGGCCCAGGAUGACCUCAGCGAGCUCGACUCCCUGCCACCUCUCGGCCAGGAUAUGGCGUCUAGGGUGUGGGUUCAGAAUAAAGUGGAUGAAUCCAAACACGAAAUCCACUCUCAAGUCGAUGCCAUCGCAGCUGGAACCGCGUCAGUUGUUAACCUCACAGCCGGUGAUCCCGCGGACACCGACUACACUGCCGUGGGAUGCGCCAUCACCACCAUUUCUUCCAACCUGACGGAGAUGUCCAAGGGCGUGAAGCUGCUAGCAGCCCUCAUGGAUGACGAGGUGGGCAGCGGGGAGGACUUGCUCAGAGCCGCGAGGACCCUCGCCGGGGCUGUGUCAGAUUUGCUGAAAGCUGUGCAGCCAACUUCUGGAGAGCCUCGACAGACAGUUUUGACCGCCGCUGGAAGCAUAGGACAAGCCAGCGGGGAUCUUCUGCGGCAGAUCGGAGAGAAUGAGACUGACGAGCGAUUCCAGGACGUUUUAAUGAGUUUGGCUAAAGCUGUUGCCAAUGCUGCUGCCAUGUUGGUACUAAAGGCAAAGAAUGUUGCCCAAGUGGCUGAGGACACGGUCCUGCAGAACAGGGUGAUCGCUGCGGCCACCCAGUGCGCCCUCUCUACCUCCCAGCUAGUGGCGUGCGCCAAGGUCGUGAGCCCCACCAUCAGCUCCCCCGUGUGCCAGGAGCAGCUGAUUGAAGCAGGGAAGCUUGUGGAUCGCUCAGUAGAAAACUGCGUCCGCGCCUGCCAGGCGGCCACCGACGACACUGAGCUGCUGAAGCAGGUCAGCGCGGCUGCCAGUGUGGUCAGCCAGGCCCUCCACGAUCUCCUGCAGCACGUACGCCAGUUCGCCAGCCGAGGCGAGCCCAUCGGUCGCUACGACCAGGCCACCGACACCAUCAUGUGUGUCACCGAGAGCAUCUUCAGCUCCAUGGGCGAUGCUGGUGAAAUGGUACGCCAGGCCCGGGUCCUGGCCCAGGCCACCUCAGACCUCGUCAACGCCAUGAGGUCAGACGCGGAAGCGGAAAUCGACAUGGAGAAUUCCAAGAAGCUCCUGGCAGCAGCUAAACUCUUGGCUGACUCCACAGCUCGCAUGGUGGAGGCUGCAAAGGGGGCUGCAGCCAACCCUGAGAACGAGGACCAGCAGCAAAGGCUGAGAGAAGCUGCCGAAGGUCUCCGGGUGGCAACCAAUGCUGCGGCCCAGAAUGCUAUUAAGAAAAAGAUCGUCAACCGACUGGAGGUUGCAGCCAAGCAGGCUGCGGCUGCAGCCACACAGACCAUCGCCGCCUCCCAGAACGCAGCCAUGUCCAACAAGAACCCUGCGGCCCAGCAGCAGCUGGUGCAGAGCUGCAAGGCGGUGGCUGAUCACAUUCCUCAGCUGGUCCAGGGGGUCAGAGGGAGCCAAGCUCAAGCAGAAGACCUGAGCGCCCAGCUGGCUCUCAUCAUCUCCAGCCAGAACUUCCUCCAGCCUGGAAGCAAGAUGGUAUCCUCUGCCAAAGCUGCAGUGCCCACCGUCAGCGACCAGGCUGCAGCCAUGCAACUGAGCCAGUGUGCCAAGAACCUCGCCACCAGCUUGGCAGAGCUGCGUACCGCCUCACAGAAGGCCCACGAAGCCUGUGGUCCCAUGGAAAUCGAUUCAGCACUGAGCACCGUGCAGACCCUGAAGAGUGAACUGCAGGACGCCAAGAUGGCGGCUGUGGAGAGUCAGCUGAAGCCACUCCCCGGGGAGACGCUGGAAAAAUGUGCUCAGGACCUGGGAAGUACAUCUAAAGCAGUAGGCUCCUCCAUGGCGCAGCUCCUGACCUGUGCUGCUCAAGGCAAUGAGCACUACACAGGUGAGACUCGCCUUCAUGAUGCCCUGAGGCCAGGGGUGGCUGCUCGAGAGACAGCCCAAGCUCUGAAAACGCUGGCCCAGGCUGCCCGGGGCGUGGCUGCAUCCACGAGUGACCCGGCGGCUGCGCGCGCCAUGUUGGAUUCCGCCCGGGACGUGAUGGAGGGCUCGGCCAUGCUCAUCCAAGAGGCCAAGCAGGCCCUGAUUGCACCCGGAGACGCCGAGAGUCAGCAGAGACUAGCACAGGUGGCCAAAGCCGUUUCUCACUCCUUGAAUAACUGCGUGAACUGUCUCCCUGGGCAGAAGGAUGUGGAUGUGGCCUUGAAGAGCAUUGGGGAGUCGAGCAAGAAGCUGCUGGUGGACUCGUUACCGCCAAGCACAAAGCCCUUCCAGGAAGCCCAGAGUGAACUGAACCAAGCAGCCGCCGAUCUGAACCAGUCUGCGGGGGAAGUGGUCCACGCCACCCGGGGCCAGAGCGGAGAGCUGGCCGCAGCCUCCGGGAAGUUCAGUGAUGACUUCGAUGAGUUCCUUGAUGCUGGCAUUGAGAUGGCAGGCCAGGCACAGACGAAAGAAGACCAGAUCCAGGUCAUAGGGAACCUCAAGAAUAUCUCCAUGGCCUCCAGCAAGCUACUGUUAGCUGCCAAAUCUCUCUCCGUAGACCCAGGAGCCCCCAAUGCGAAAAAUCUCCUGGCUGCAGCUGCAAGAGCUGUGACUGAGAGCAUCAACCAGCUCAUCACGCUGUGCACGCAGCAAGCUCCUGGCCAGAAGGAAUGUGAUAACGCCCUGCGGGAACUCGAGACUGUCAAGGGGAUGUUGGACAAUCCCAAUGAACCCGUCAGUGACCUCUCUUACUUUGACUGCAUCGAGAGUGUGAUGGAAAACUCCAAGGUUCUGGGAGAGUCGAUGGCAGGGAUUUCGCAGAAUGCCAAAACCGGGGACCUCCCUGCCUUUGGGGAGUGUGUGGGGAUUGCGUCCAAGGCUCUCUGUGGGCUGACGGAGGCUGCAGCCCAGGCUGCUUACCUGGUCGGCGUCUCUGAUCCAAACAGCCAGGCAGGCCACCAGGGCCUUGUGGAUCCCAUCCAGUUUGCCAGGGCCAACCAGGCUAUCCAGAUGGCGUGCCAGAACCUGGUGGAUCCUGGCAGCAGCCCGUCACAGGUUUUGUCCGCUGCCACGAUUGUCGCCAAGCACACCUCAGCCCUGUGCAACGCCUGCCGAAUCGCCUCAUCCAAGACGGGCAACCCCGUGGCCAAGAGGCACUUCGUCCAGUCCGCCAAGGAGGUCGCCAACAGCACCGCCAACCUGGUGAAGACCAUAAAGGCCCUGGAUGGGGACUUCUCCGAGGACAACCGCAGCAAGUGUCGCGUCGCCACCGCCCCCUUGAUCGCAGCCGUGGAGAACUUGACGGCAUUCGCCUCCAACCCUGAGUUUGUCAGCGUUCCCGCCCAGAUCAGCUCCGAGGGCUCCCAGGCACAGGAACCAAUCCUGGUCUCAGCCAAGACUAUGCUGGAAAGCUCAUCGUACCUCAUCCGCACUGCCCGCUCACUGGCCAUCAAUCCCAAAGACCCGCCCACCUGGUCUGUGCUAGCCGGACAUUCCCACACUGUGUCUGACUCUAUCAAGAGUCUCAUCACGUCCAUCAGGGACAAGGCCCCGGGACAGAGAGAGUGUGACUUCUCCAUCGACAGCAUCAACCGGUGCAUCCGGGACAUCGAGCAGGCCUCGCUGGCGGCCGUCAGCCAGAGCUUGGCCACGAGGGAUGACAUCUCCGUGGAGGCCUUACAGGAGCAGCUGACUUCAGUGGUCCAGGAAAUCGGGCACCUUAUCGAUCCCAUUGCCACAGCGGCUCGGGGAGAAGCAGCUCAGCUGGGACAUAAGGUGACACAGCUGGCGAGCUACUUUGAGCCCUUGAUCUUAGCUGCAGUGGGUGUCGCCUCCAAGAUUCUGGACCAUCAGCAGCAGAUGACGGUGCUGGACCAGACCAAGACGCUCGCAGAGUCUGCCCUGCAGAUGCUGUAUGCAGCCAAGGAAGGCGGAGGAAACCCCAAGGCACAGCACACCCACGAUGCCAUCACGGAGGCCGCCCAGCUCAUGAAAGAGGCCGUGGACGACAUCAUGGUGACGCUGAAUGAAGCUGCCAGUGAAGUGGGGUUGGUGGGAGGUAUGGUUGACGCCAUCGCAGAAGCCAUGAGCAAGCUGGAUGAAGGUUCUCCUCCAGAACCGAAGGGGACGUUUGUCGACUAUCAGACGACGGUGGUUAAAUACUCCAAAGCUAUCGCGGUAACAGCUCAGGAAAUGAUGACUAAGUCGGUUACUAACCCGGAGGAGUUGGGAGGACUGGCUUCACAAAUGACCAGUGACUAUGGGCACCUGGCUCUCCAGGGCCAGCUGGCAGCAGCCACGGCGGAACCAGAGGAGAUCGGCUUCCAGAUUCGCACUCGGGUACAGGACCUGGGCCACGGCUGCAUCUUCCUGGUGCAGAAGGCGGGGGCCCUCCAGGUGUGCCCCACGGACAGCUACACCAAGAGGGAGCUGAUUGAGUGUGCCCGCACUGUCACAGAGAAGGUAUCCUUGGUGCUGUCCGCUCUCCAGGCUGGGAACAAGGGGACCCAGGCUUGCAUCACAGCUGCCACUGCCGUGUCCGGGAUCAUCGCCGACCUGGACACCACCAUCAUGUUUGCGACUGCAGGGACGCUGAAUGCAGAGAACAACGAGACAUUCGCAGACCACAGGGAGAACAUUCUGAAGACAGCCAAGGCCUUGGUGGAAGACACAAAAUUGCUGGUGUCGGGCGCUGCGUCCACUCCAGACAAGCUGGCCCAGGCAGCUCAGUCCUCUGCAGCCACCAUCACCCAGCUCGCUGAGGUGGUCAAGCUGGGGGCCGCCAGCCUGGGCUCUGAUGACCCCGAGACCCAGGUAGUGUUGAUCAAUGCCAUCAAAGACGUGGCCAAGGCCCUCUCAGAUCUCAUUGGUGCUACCAAGGGAGCUGCCAGCAAGCCUGCCGACGACCCCUCCAUGUACCAGCUCAAGGGGGCUGCCAAGGUGAUGGUGACCAAUGUCACCUCCCUCCUCAAGACCGUGAAGGCAGUGGAGGACGAGGCCACUCGGGGCACACGGGCACUAGAGGCCACUAUCGAGUACAUGAAGCAGGAGCUCACGGUAUUCCAGUCAAAAGAGGUACCUGAGAAGACGUCUUCACCUGAAGAAUCCAUCAGGAUGACCAAAGGCAUCACCAUGGCAACGGCCAAAGCUGUGGCCGCUGGGAACUCUUGUCGACAGGAGGACGUGAUAGCCACUGCCAAUCUGAGCCGGAAGGCCGUGUCGGACAUGUUGACCGCCUGCAAGCAAGCUUCCUUCCACCCUGACGUCAGUGAGGAGGUGCGCACCAGAGCCUUGCGGUAUGGGACGGAGUGCACCCUCGGCUACCUGGACCUCCUGGAGCACGUCUUGGUGAUUCUUCAGAAACCAACACCAGAACUCAAGCACCAGCUGGCUGCUUUCUCCAAGCGCGUGGCUGGCGCCGUGACUGAGCUCAUCCAGGCAGCAGAGGCCAUGAAAGGAACAGAGUGGGUGGAUCCCGAAGACCCAACCGUCAUUGCAGAAACAGAAUUACUGGGGGCUGCAGCAUCCAUUGAGGCUGCUGCUAAGAAGUUAGAGCAACUGAAGCCAAGAGCAAAACCGAAACAAGCGGACGAGACCCUGGAUUUUGAAGAACAGAUCUUGGAGGCUGCUAAAUCCAUUGCUGCUGCCACGAGUGCCCUGGUCAAAUCGGCCUCAGCAGCCCAGAGGGAGCUGGUGGCCCAAGGAAAGGUGGGUUCCAUUCCUGCCAAUGCUGCGGACGAUGGACAGUGGUCGCAGGGCCUGAUUUCUGCCGCCCGGAUGGUGGCAGCCGCGACCAGCAGUCUCUGCGAGGCAGCCAAUGCCUCAGUGCAGGGACACGCCAGCGAGGAGAAGCUCAUCUCAUCUGCCAAGCAGGUAGCUGCAUCCACGGCUCAGCUGCUUGUGGCCUGCAAGGUGAAGGCUGAUCAGGAUUCGGAGGCCAUGAGGCGGCUACAGGUAAUGGUCACUGAUGCUGGUGGGAAAAUACUCCUGUUGGAGCGGGCAGCAGGAAAUGCUGUGAAAAGAGCCUCAGACAACCUUGUUCGUGCAGCCCAGAAGGCAGCAUUUGGCAAAGCUGAUGAUGACGAUGUUGUAGUGAAAACAAAGUUUGUAGGGGGCAUUGCUCAGAUCAUCGCCGCCCAGGAGGAAAUGCUGAAGAAGGAACGAGAACUGGAAGAAGCAAGGAAAAAACUGGCCCAGAUCCGCCAACAGCAGUAUAAAUUCCUACCCACCGAGCUGAGGGAGGACGAAGGAUAAGGCCAGAGCCAGGGGUGCGCGCCCCAGGGGACGGCCGCGCGCGAACUGGAUAGACAGCGGUCCUGGGAGGCCGGGCACUGCCCAGGCACCGCCCACCUCCCCCUGGGGCGAGCCCGGGCCUGAGCACUCGGGCUCCCUCCGCUGUGCCGUCAGGCACCAGCUGCAUGAUCGUGAUGUCGCACGGUACAGUGAGUGCCCCCCACAGCUCCUCCGCCGCCUCCCCCCACCUCACGCAUCUCAGGAGAGAGGGGCGCGGGCUCACGGACUGGUACCAAAACGAAGGCAGUAUUACGUCGCCCUCGGACACUCGUGUUCCUGUCGGUCCUUCCCUAGGCCUGCUGCUGGGCCUGCUGUGAAAUCUUAAUAGGAAAAAACGAAAACAGCUCGGGGGAAAUCAUUAAUGCCAUAGAUACUCAAAGAUCUUCUCCCUCUCAGGCGAAGGUGGACAUUGGAGUUGGACACAGUUCAUAAAAGCCAGAAACAUAAACCAGUGUGGACUCCAGGAGGGCAGCUCAGGCCUUCCUGCCUGUCACUAGCACUGGUUCACCCGGAGGGUGAACAAUACCUGCUCCUGUUUGCACGCUUUUUUGCCUCCGUGUGUAAGCUCCUUGUACAAUCUAGCUCCAACUUGUAUUCUGUGGCCCAGAAAAUUGAAUGAUUUUUUUCCCUCCAUAAUCCAAAGGACAGAGGCAUGGGGGACUGCCAGGGCUCAGUGAGCAGGGGCUGUAAUAAAAUGUGUGGGCUCCUUACUCUGCAGAGGCUGUUUGAGUUCAUACAAAUUCAUCCACAUAAACCCAGGUCCUCCAGGUAGCAGUCAAUACAGCAGCCCCCACCUUAGGCAUUCAAACUGAGGGUUCAACUCCAGUAAAGCCAUUCCUUGGUCACCCUGUCUUCUAGGUCCCAUAUCAGAUUUUCUGCUCUCAAAAUGGUCAGCAUUCAGAAUUCUGUUUAAAAAUCUGUCACCCACUCUCUAACCCAAGAUGGAUGUUUUCUCUAUGUCCUGAUAGUCCUAAAACCUACAUGCGUUCUAACACCAUAAUGAAUUUUUAACAACAUAGUUUUGCUAAUUAGCCCAUCUUAAAAGUGAUGACAUACGGUAUUUUCAGAGUUUGUUUUCUGGAUGCCACAGUUCAAGAAUCUUAUAUUUCCCACGCCCACCUCCUUUCUCUUUUCAGAGCCCUCUCCUUGGAAGGGCAUUUUAAGACUUUUUUGAGCCUUGUCCCAAGACAGUAUGUGAAGGAUGAAUGGCUUGUGGGAUAGCUACUAAUGCCAGGUAGCAGGUGUCUUUGAAAAAAAUUUAAUUGAGGGAAGACAGUGGUGAUGAAGGUAUGUGGUUUUUUAAAGCUGGUAACUGUUGACAGCAGUCAUCCUCCACUUAUCCAGUCCUGUGUUCUCACAUCUCAUAUUUCAUUCACAGGAUAGCUUGAAUAUUCCACCCAGGGAAAAGAUGAUGCUUUGGUUCUCAAAAAGAAUCACCUGUAGACCUUGCCCAAUGGUCCUGCUUUAACAGACCCUGGCCCAUGCCAUGGUUGUAAAAUGCAGUUAAACUUUGGAUGGCUCCUCCUCUUUAUAAGAGACUUGUAAGUCCUCCACAUAGAAUUUUUUCCCAGGCAAGUAGGAAGCUACAAGAAAUACAGUAUAAAUGAGAAGCAAGUGGAGAGAGUCUGUAGAGAGCUAGGGAUGAAGGAAUCAACCCUGAAGAAGAGGGAGCUGGCUGGGCUCUACCAUCUAAUGGGAGAAACUAACAAAUUUGUGGCUCGCCCUGCUCAAGUGUGGCCAGCACAAGUCUUCACUGCUGUCUGGGCUGCACCCUGUCGUUUCUUAGCCCGUGGACUGGGGGCUGUCUCCAAGAAUCCCUUUGCAGGUGGGCGUAGCAUGCUUUCUGAGACUCUUAGGAAUCAGAUCCAGAGGCUCAGGAUCUAGAUGUGCUAAUGGCCUCACAUAGCAGGCCUCUGGGGAGCCCCACCACACCCCACCAUCACCUCCUUGUCUUCCAGGCUAUGUGAUUGCUCCUCCCCUUCCAGCUGUCCUGGGUCACAGCCUGGCAUCCCAGGAGCCAGCCAGUGAGUUCUGUGUCCCUGCCUCAGAGUCGUUUAAAACCUGUCCUGAGUUUGAUAAUCAGAAAGCCAGGUGGAAGGCCUGCCCUUUUUAAACUCCAAAAAACAGGUACGGAACAAAGUUGAUUUUGUAGGACCUGGGUGAAUGUCCUCCAUCCGGCAUGUUCUGCAGCUGUGAGCAUUGGGGAAGCUGGUUCCCCACCUGGCGUGUUGCUGGUUUUUCAUCUGCCCCUCCCCUGUCCACCCUGUGCCACAUACGUGAGUGGCCUCAUGACUGACUUGGUCUCUCCCCAUUUCAUGAAAUGGGGGAAAGGCUGUGCUUCGGGCAUGAUGUAAUAGGUGCUCCUGUAGGUGUGCCCGGAUGGCAGCAAGGGAGGGAGGGUUCUGGUUUUCCUUCAAAGGGAAAUAUGAAUUUGGGGGGAGUGGGUGUGAAUUUUCAUUUCAGAGCAUCUAACAAGAGAGUGGUUUCAGAUGAAAAAUGGUUCCAAGCCUGGAGAAUAAAGAUGCCUCUCUGUGUGAAGGGGGAGUAGGUAUGUAGGUGUGUGCCCCACGAGAGGAACUGACAGGAAACUUGAACUGAUCUGAAGGUCAAAAAAAGGAACCUGAACUGGAGUUCAGAACUGCCAGGUGAUUGGGGAGUUUGGGCUUUGCUUGGUUCUGCCUUUCAGAAGUCUUUGAGUAAGAAUGCUCAAGCCAAUUCGGUUGAACAAGCAGCUCUUGUUUAAGUUGCUGGCGUCGGGUCAGGUGCAGGCCAGGUGAUCAGUGCCAGCAGGAACCUUGGGUUGUAGGCACCUUUCAGUCCGGUGUUGUGAGCCCCCCAGGCCGCCGGCAGAGCACUUACAUGGUUAAGAGAUGAGCCCUGUGUGCUUUAUCCCAGAAAGCCCCUUAGGGCUUCUCAUGGAUUCUCCCUGCUUGCGUUCUAGGUGUGUUGUUAGUGAGUUUACAGACAACCAAAGCGUAUUCCAUAUUUCUCAAAAUGUUACAACCAAAAUUCACCCAGGAGAGUGAACCCUACCACCCACGUGUUCCCAAAGCCACAACCUCACGCAGGAGCCAGGCAGCAGGGUGAUGUGGUGAGCAAGCCUGCUUCCUCCAUGGGUGUGAACCCCCAGGUAUCCCCCAGCGCUGAGGUUCUGGACACUGGCUGGGCCCCCAGGGAUCGGGCUAUCUGCUCCCAGCACAGGCUAUCCAUAUGUUUCAGCACUCGGACCCCUGGAGGAGGCAGCCUCUGCUGACCGAGGUGAUGGCCAUCUCUCAGAGCCUUGAGGGGAGCCCAAGGAACUGGGGGAUAUUCACUUCAGGCUCAGAGGCAGUAGAAUUAAAAAACCCAGUGGUCCUGAGAGCUUAUCAGCAACUCAAGUCCCACCUCAGCACAGCCUCCUCCAAGUGCUGGCCUCAGGAUGGCCUCUGGUGGAGCAGGCAUCUUCCCCUACAGAGUCCCCAGGCGCCAUAUUUAAAUGUCCCUGAGAUGACUGCUCCAUCCUUCUGAGCAUCUGCUCGGUGUGUUAUGUUCACGGGCAUUAGGAACAGGCAUGUGACAGAGCAUCUGUGAACUGAAGAAACAAACACUACAAAGAGAGAGUUCUUCUCUAUAAAGAGGUUUGGCUUUGCCUUCCUCAGAGCCCCCCUCCCACCCCCAUAGGCGUCCCAGUCGUGUGAGCAGCUCCUGAUUCCACAAAGCAUGCAGCUGGGUCUCCGUUGGCUACCUUCUUUCCAAGCUGAUAAAGCUGCAAGGAAGUGGGAUAGCCGAGUUCUGCCCUGGGUCGUAAUGUCUUGAUUGAUCUGGUCACAUAAAUUAUUUUUUUUUAUUAUUCACCAGAAAUAAACUUGUAAAGGACUGAA
Bubalus bubalis (water buffalo) is the source of this 12115-nucleotide messenger RNA. RefSeq names its product talin 2 (gene TLN2). Gene Ontology annotation, cellular component: cytoskeleton; focal adhesion; plasma membrane. NCBI's taxonomy places the organism in Eukaryota, Metazoa, Chordata, Mammalia, Artiodactyla, Bovidae. The transcript has 59 exons. Gene Ontology annotation, molecular function: integrin binding; structural constituent of cytoskeleton; actin filament binding. Gene Ontology annotation, biological process: cell-cell adhesion. The coding region runs from base 510 to 8216 and encodes 2568 amino acids. The record is from RefSeq and is a predicted model, not a curated record.